Molecule: messenger RNA, 2946 nt
Organism: Rhinocladiella mackenziei CBS 650.93
Lineage: Eukaryota; Fungi; Ascomycota; Eurotiomycetes; Chaetothyriales; Herpotrichiellaceae
Exons: 1
Coding region: 1-2946 (981 amino acids)
Source: RefSeq, a predicted model, not a curated record
AUGGAGACCGGUCUGAGGAAGCUGUGGACUCGCCGGAAGAGCAAGGGCCGUGAUGGCAUGCCAGAUUCUGGAGUGAGCAGUCUGAGGAUGAGUCAAAGCACCGAUCAAACCGGUCUGUCUUCCAACUACAGUCCACGAUCGAAACAUGCGCGCACCACUUCCACCGACCAGGGAACCAGCCAGUUCAGCCCAACUUCGACUGCAGACAGCUCUGUGAGGCCUGUCUCGAGCAGCAAGGUGCAGCCAAUGCUUGUCGGCGUCUCACGACCGUCGACAAUGGUCUCGCGGCCGGGGACUUCUGGAAGUGGCAGUCUGAUGAAUGCCGUCAAUCGCGCUGCCGACGCCGUGGUCAAAGCGGAGCAAGAGUCCACUAAAACCUACAUGCGACCGAAGACCCCUCGAUAUGUCGACAUUUUUUCACUCUCCAACUCUAGUCCGGGGAACCCGAAGCCUGGGUACAAUGAGGAUGUCGCGGAGCGUAACUUGGAUCUGGCCAGAGUGGCACUCGAAGGGACACAGCAAGCUUAUAUUCCCUCGUCGAAAUUCCAGGAAGAGGUGGCCACUCGGAAUGCCUAUCCGAGUUUGCCCAGCAGCCACGAAUCGUCCCCCUCGGUCGCUCAAGGCGUCUUUGAUGCCAACCAAAUGACCACAAGAGCACGGGAUAUCUCAAGUCGAAGGAGCAACCAUUCCCAAAUACCUCCGAAUUCCGCAGAUCAAGCUGCGUGGACAAGUUCACUGAUGCAGGGCUCAACUAGCUCACAUUUUCGUCACCAAAGUGAGAAAUCGUUGGAGUCCCAAUCACAGAUCCACGAACUGCCAUCUUCGCGGCAUGGGAUUGAGGGAGUCGGCUCAAUGCAGAUGCCUCCAAAUUAUAUACAAAUGACAAACAACACCCCGGAAGUUAUUGGGCCCCAGAGUUCUCCUACUCCACGUCUCAAACACCCAGGCAGACAGACCACCGAUGAUCGCGUUGACGAAACCAUCCCGACUAAGGCACUUCGCAACUAUCAGCUCUCAGCGACGGAAAUGACGCAGAGUCGAUCGGUCGACCAGCCUCCACGCACGGCGCAGCCGAUAGACCAGUCCGAUGGUUCACAGAGAGCCAGCUAUCCCAUGCACUCACCCUCAAACCUUAGCAGCACAUCUUCGGUAAAGCGCUCGAUCAAUCUCCCUCAUCGCACAAUCAUGGACUUGACCGGAAAUGAUUCCGACGUUUUUUCUGAGGGAACUCCAGAAUCGAACAACAGCUCCUCACCGAUCCUAGAACAUGCAAAAUUCGAUACAAUGCGCACGUAUCCGCUUGCUGCUGUACCCGGGCCAACAAUAGAAACAAUCGAGGAAAGAAACGUCCGGCCAGCUCCACCAAAGCCAAGAACAACCCCUCUGCUCCCUGAGGAAGACCCCGUUUCAGAACUGGCGGUGUCAGCAGCCUCGGCAAAAGCUCUUCAAUCAACAAGCACCUUCUCACCGAUCAGCACGAUCGCUUCCUUGACGCCUCGGGAAAGUGUAGUAUUGGAAACGCCUGUUGUAUCUACUAUGGCCGGCGGUGUAGAAGCGGAAGCGCAACUUUCAGAUGCAAGCCAAGAUAAGCAAAACAACGACGCGCAGACACUGGAAAGUCAACAAUCGGUGUUACAAAAUGGCCAGGGCAACAAAGAAUCUUUUCAAAACGAAACCAAAGAGCCGCAGUUUCCAGUCCGGCAAGAGACUGCCUUCGACUCGGAAAAACCGAUCACCAACGGAAAUACCACCAUGACGGAGGGAACGAAACCUGUUGAAAUUGAUCGUACUGUGGCUCAAGCACCGGAAUCAUUGCCCCUGGAAUCGGAGCUGUCCAGUUCCUCUGGAGCGCCGCCGUCCGUCCAAGCUUAUAUACAUAUGGCACCUGAAAAUCUACAUUCCAUUGAUUUCGUCGACCCAAGUCGAGCAUUUGGGGUGAGCACGCGAGAUUUCGCAAGAACACCCACCAAAUCCACACUCACGAGCGUGCCCGAGGACCCAGAGCCAACCGUCAACGGGAAACCCAGACACCCCGGGAUACCUGUGACGGAAAAUCGAUCAGCAAGUUUUGACCCGCACAAUGUCGGAACACCCCCAAGGCGUCAAAGCCUGCCAGAACCAUCCCUCUAUAAAUCGACCUUUGACGAAGCAGAAUUCGCUCAAAAGCAAGCGGAUGCUCGUGCGGCAUUGAUUCGACUCCAACAAAGCUUGAAUGAGAAUUUCCUCAUGCAACCUCCACCCGCACCGGUUGUGCGGUCGUCUAAAACUGGAACCUCGAAACACACGUUCUCCUUUAGUGACGGAAAGCCCGUCGCUCCGUCGUCUAUCUUUGCCCAGGUCAGACACACCUCACCCAUUCCAGCAGAGUUGAAGGCCGAGGCUGACAAACCGAUCGAGGAUGCUAGGCCAAAUACGUCGUACCAUUCACUUACGACCGCACCAAGCUAUGACAAAUCUCAGGCAGUCCGUGAGAUCGAGCUGGCAUCUGCUAAGGCUCGGCCAGGCAAAGAGUUGAACAAGGGCAAACAGAGGGCGGAAGCAGAGCUCAACGGCCCUGGCCCGUCCAUCGUCAACGAAGAGGAUGGUCCUCGACAACCCCUACCACUUCCACCUCCCCUUCACCUCAACGGUCAUCGCCUCCAGCACCAAUCGCCAGUUCCACCCAGCCCGGGCGAAAUCUCUCUUUCCAGCUUCCCCAUACCCGUAUCGUCACCCAAACAAUCGGUGAAGCCAGUGGCAGACUCGACGGAGCCCCAAGCUAGCCCUCCACAGCAUGGUUCUCAUCAUUCGCAUCAGUCCAGUAGCAGUACUCGUGUUCUUCGACGCCAGUCAAGUCAACGAAGUGAGGCUAGCAGCACUUCAGCGUUCAGCAUUCCCUAUCAUGCGAUUCCGGAUCGAACAAGCAGUAUUCGGGAUCGAUCGGUCAUGGAAGAAGCAGAUGAGUGA